Molecule: messenger RNA, 613 nt
Organism: Cladocopium goreaui
Lineage: Eukaryota; Dinophyceae; Suessiales; Symbiodiniaceae
Source: the annotation of a GenBank genome assembly
GUUUGAGUUGGAAUAUGCCAAGAGCUCCCGCUCUGCUUGCAAGCAGUGCAAAGAGAAGAUCGAAAAGGACACCUUAAGAAUCGGCCUGAAAGUGCUCAUAGAUGCUGCGCCGGAUGAUGCGGAAGCAAGGAAAAGAGCACAUAGCAUGGAAUCUGCCAAGUGGCAUCAUGAAGGCUGCUUUCCCAAGAUCAAAGGCAAAACUUGGUUCCGACAGCACCUACCUGAGGAGCCUGAUAGCAUCACGGGAUUUGAUGCGUUGAAAGAAGAUGACCAACAGAAGGUGAAGCUUUUGCUGCAAAGUUGCAGGGGUGAGGAGACUGAGACUGAGACGCCCAAGGGCAAUAAGCGCAAAGCUGAUCCCGAUCAAAAGUCGAGCAAGAAAUCAAAGUUCUUCGCCAGUCAGGAGGAUCAAGCAAGUGCCCUCAGUGCAGAGGAGCAAAAGUCCAUUGAGACACUGAAGGCGGAGCUCUGCAAGAAGAACGUGGCAGCUUUAGGCAAAACUUCCAGAUGCCCAAGAUGCACAGUGCAGGAGCAAUGCUGGCAAAGAAUGGCUUGCCCAAGUCAGGGAAAAAGGAGGAGCUCUUGGAUCGAGUGGCGGAAGCCAAAGCCUUAG